UCCAAUCAGAAUGCGCGAUACAAGAACGUCUGGUUCAGCCAUGUUGUGGUUUUGAAUGAGGAAGAAGCGGGAGAUAUUAUUCUUCAACUAGUUUAUUCUCAAUUUAUAGCAACGUUGAGAAUUUACAAAUGAGUUAGGGUGUAACUCAAAAUGAUAGCCGUUUUUCCGAACGCAUUUGUUGCGACUUAUCGCAUUCCUGUUGGAAUUUAAACACACUUUCAUAAAUUAGCCGUGUAGCUAACAACGUUAGCUAGGACGGUAUUUAGCGUAAUGUGCUAACCAAACAGCUAGCUAAUUCUAAGCUAACUAGCUAACGGUUAGUGGUAAUCUUGGAAAAUUAAAUUGAUGUUUGCGAGGAGUUUUCGCCUUUGAAGCAGCCUCCGCUAACCUACAUCACUCGAAUGAAGCACGUUAGCUUAAUUUGGUUUGACUAUAUUGACAGGCAGACUGAAAGCAGCUUUAGCGAUUUAUCUUUAAACCAGCGGCGUUUUUACUAAAACUUUUGAAUCAUGUUGAAUAAAAUCUACGAAUGGAUAGAAACGAGCUUUGCCAAUCUUCGCAAUGGUGUACCAGCUGCGGAGCACUCGCAUGCACACGGGACUGCGGAUGGUCAACUGAGGAGGAAAAGAUCAUUUGAAUGUUUGGAAGAUGGCCAUGAAAUCGACCAAGAUGGCUUAAUGAUAAAGAAAUCACGAAUGGGGGAUCUUAUUGACACUGUCAAGAGUGCAGCUGAAGGGGUUAAGAGUCACAGUUCCAGUGUGGCUACAUGGAUGAGGAACAAUGUCAGCCCUACUUUGAGAAAUAUACUGCCUACCUCCCCUGGUCCACCACCUGGAGAGCCUCAGCCACAGCCCUCAACUUCAGCAGCAGUCUGGACCGGGAGGCCGGUUGUUGACCGGAAUUCUUUGGGUGAGACGUUUGCUGCCCCCUCAACAACUUUGAAGUGGAAAACAUCCAAAACAGAGUGGUUGCGUAAUGAGAAGUCUGUUGUCGGAUCAAAAGUCUGUAGGCGACAAGUGUGCAUGAGUCCUACACAUCGUGAGGUGCCAAAAACAAAUGGACACUCGGUCAACUUGCCGCCCUCCGUCACCCCCAAACUUCACCCGUCUCCACGGCUAGGCAGGCCUCUAAACCUCCGACCAUAUGGAACUCCCAGUUUGUUCGGAGGAGUGGCCACAACAACCAGCUCCAGCACCAGCAUGUAUGAAAAGACCUUUCCCAUUAAAGUGGUGCAGAGCCCAACCCACAGCACCUCAUCAGCCCGCUUACCCAGGACCAGGCCCCGGUGCACAGCACAAGAGUCGGUCCGUGAGGAGGAGAAGGAAGUCUACAGGCAGCUUCUGACCAUGGUCUCUGGUGGUCAGUCUUUCCUUCACAAUGGCAGCUCACACACUAUUGUGAGGUCACACAGAGAUUUCACCAGCUUCCUGACCACCAGCCGCAGACUGCUGCAGUUCUCUUCCCCAGCUGGGUCAGCAGCAGAAGGAGCUUCAGAGGGUCCAAGCAGCCCCUCCAGCCCCAGAGGGGUAUCCAGCCAGUGCUCCAGCAACCUUCCCAGCCCACUGGGGACCUCCAGCAAGCCAGGGAUCCAGACAUGGUCUUUGGACACGGACCUCAGCUCAAGCAGAGCAGCCACUCUCACAUCAGUUCCUUCUCCAUCAGCUCUGCAGGAUAACUCCUCUCAGGACACACAGUCAUCAGCUCAUGAUGGUGACUCUGUAAUUAUUGUAAAUGAACAAAAGGGCAAAAAGCAAGACAACUCCAGUGUGCCAUGUUUCCAAGCUGAGUUAUGGAUCAAAGAAUUGACUAGUUUGUAUGACUCCCGGGCAAGAAAAAGACGAAGACAGAUAGAGGAGCAGGAGGCGCUGGCUGCCCAGCUGCUGCGACAGCGCCUGUCUGAAGAGGGGCAACGUAGCCGAGAUGUGGAGGUCAAUGUUCGAGUUCCUUUGGAGAAAGAGGUUCCUUUGAGUCUUGUGAUCGAAGAACCGAAACCUUCAGAAGAGAAGCCAGAAUUCCCUGAACUCACAGAGGAAAUGGAGACGGAGGUAAACAGGGUGCUGAGAGGCGGCAGUCCUCAUGAAGUAUUAAGUGAAGGAUUUGGUCUCAGUCUCACACGUAAAGAUCUGCAAACCCUCAGCAACCUCAACUGGCUCAAUGAUGAGGUGAUCAACUUUUACAUGAACCUGCUGGUGGAGCGCAGCCAGGACCCCGACCUGCCAUCAGUCAAUACGUUCAACACCUUUUUCUAUCCCAAGCUGCACAGCAGCGGCUACUCUGCUGUCCGCCGCUGGACCAAAAAGAUGGACAUAUUUUCUAAAGACAUCCUGUUGGUUCCUGUCCACUUGGGGGUGCACUGGUGCCUCUCUGUGGUGGAUUUCCGCAAAAAAGCCAUCAUGUACUUUGAUUCUAUGGGAGGAAACAAUGAUGAAGCAUGCAAAACAUUGUUUGAAUACCUGCAACAGGAAAGUAAGGACAAGAAGGGCAAAGAACUGGAUACCUCAGGCUGGACGCUGCACAGCAAAAAGCGCAAUGAAAUCCCACAGCAGAUGAAUGGUAGCGACUGUGGAAUGUUCACAUGCAAAUAUGCAGAUUACAUUACCAAAGACAAGCCAAUCACAUUUACACAGAAACACAUGCCCUACUUCAGAAGGAGGAUGGUUUGGGAGAUUGUGAACCAUAAGCUGUUGUGAUGUCGGGGCGGCAGCUGUGAACUUGUACAUUUGGCUCACAAGUCGUGACGACGGUCGAGCUACAUUCACCAAGAGGAUCCGCUGACGGUCGUCCGUGUUCUGGGAAAGACUUGCACACCAGCUCCGAUCAGACGGAUCAGAAACCACCAGGAGCACCAAUCACUGCCUCCCUGUCUUCUCCGGUUCUUUCUUUGUUGGUGCCCUCAUGGAGCAUCAGAACAGCAGCUGGAACACUGCGCCUUUUGUAUUUCCCCAGCCGGAACAGUUUUUUUUGAAAUAACACUUGUACCGGCUUACAAAUCAUACUCUGAGAUGCAAUGUUUGUUGUACGUUUUUGUCGUUUACGCGAGCAUCUUAUGCUGCAUUGUCGUACAGUUUGAUGUCAGCAGAAGUGUUUGAUACAUUGGUAACGUGGCUUUACCACUGAAAUACGAUUACCCACAAGUGUGACAUUUUGAGACUAAAACCUGUCUGUGGAUGGGCAUUUCUACUUUAUUGUCUUAAGGUUGUUUUUUUUGUUUGUUCAUGCAAAAAGGUCUGCAACCAGCCAGUAAACCUGAUUAAUCUGUACUAAGCUAUUUUGUCUACAAUAUGACAGAACUGGGAGAAAAGUCCAUCCCUAUUCCCCCAACGGACUAGGGUCCAACUUAUUGAGUUUAUUUUAGUGUGAGGUUUCUGGAACCAGAAAAUAUUCCGUUAUGAAUUUGAACCCCCCAAAAAUGAUGAUCAGAAUAGUGGCUGGUUAUUUUUCUGUUGAACCCCCGAUGCAGUCCUCUGCAGCCUGAUUGCACAACAUGAACAUUACACUCAAAACUGAUUUAUUUACAUUUCAUAAAUAUUAUUAAAAUGCACAAAGAAUACAAGCGUGGCAUUGCCUCAGAGUAUGAUUUCUGAUGAAAAUGGAAUGUUUUACCUUGCCGCUGGCUUAAAGCGUAACAACAGUUGCACCCUAAAACAGCAGGGUAAUGAAGAGUUGCCAUUUCCUUAUCUGUUAGUCUUGAUAAGAUUGUUAAAAAAAAGAAAUGGUUAAAGUCUAUUUUAUGUAUUUCAGAGUCUCUUUUUGUUCGACAGCAACUUUUGGGCAUAUUCAGUAUAUUUUGAACUUUGUACAUAAGUAAAACAUAUACAGCCUACAGUGUAAUAUACUUUUCUUUUUUUAAACAAAACGUAUUUCUUAUCUAUUUUAUCUAGAUCCAAGUCUGAGUUAGAAAGAAACUGUCAUGUAUUGUGACAGUUGUUUGUGUUUUACCUCAAAAUCAGUUUGAUAUAAAAUGGCCACGUUGGAUAAUUUGAUAAACCCAUAAAGAACCUGUGCGUCUCCGUGCGUCAUCUCCUGUACGAGAUAGAACAUGCGAAUGGUUUUCUUGUGUAAUAAAAAGCACUUAAACCACAGUGGAAAAAAAAAAACAUUUAUUAAAAAAUGGCAAGUUCAAAAUCAGA
Messenger RNA from Acanthochromis polyacanthus (spiny chromis), 4130 nucleotides. It is a transcript of the gene senp1, whose product is annotated as SUMO specific peptidase 1. Gene Ontology annotation, cellular component: nucleus. The record is from RefSeq and is a predicted model, not a curated record. NCBI's taxonomy places the organism in Eukaryota, Metazoa, Chordata, Actinopteri, Pomacentridae. Gene Ontology annotation, molecular function: deSUMOylase activity. Bases 510 to 2690 code for a protein of 726 amino acids. Gene Ontology annotation, biological process: protein desumoylation. The transcript is spliced from 18 exons.